This is a messenger RNA of Oncorhynchus keta (chum salmon), 1950 nucleotides long. Its product is annotated as involucrin-like. The coding region runs from base 1 to 1950 and encodes 649 amino acids. The transcript has 4 exons. The record is from RefSeq and is a predicted model, not a curated record. Lineage: Eukaryota; Metazoa; Chordata; Actinopteri; Salmoniformes; Salmonidae. Gene Ontology annotation, biological process: negative regulation of protein sumoylation. Gene Ontology annotation, molecular function: calcium ion binding.
AUGAUUCAGGAGCUCAGCUAUAGAGCAGGUGACAAGAACAGGAAGGCAGAGAACAACCCACUAAAGGAGAUCACUGCAGACCAGCAACCCCAGGAGAACAACCCACUAAAGGAGAUCACUGCAGACCACCAACCCCAGGAGAACAACCCACUAAAGGAGAUCACUGCAGACCAGCAACCCCAGGAGAACAACCCACUAAAGGAGAUCACUGCAGACCAGCAACCCCAGGAGAACAACCCACUAAAGGAGAUCACUGCAGACCAGCAACCCCAGGAGAACAACCCACUAAAGGAGAUCACUGCAGACCAGCAACCCCAGGAGAACAACCCACUAAAGGAGAUCACUGAGAUCACUGCAGACCAGCAACCCCAGGAGAACAACACCCUAAAGGAGAUCACUGCAGACCAGCAACCCCAGGAGAACAACCCACUAAAGGAGAUCACUGCAGACCAGCAACCCCAGGAGAACAACCCACUAAAGGAGAUCACUGCAGACCAGCAACCCCAGGAGAACAACCCACUAAAGGAGAUCACUGCAGACCAGCAACCCCAGGAGAACAACCCACUAAAGGAGAUCACUGCAGACCAGCAACCCCAGGAGAACAACCCACUAAAGGAGAUCACUGCAGACCACCAACCCCAGGAGAACAACCCACUAAAGGAGAUCACUGCAGACCAGCAACCCCAGGAGAACAACCCACUAAAGGAGAUCACUGCAGACCACCAACCCCAGGAGAACAACCCACUAAAGGAGAUCACUGCAGACCACCAACCCCAGGAGAACAACACCCUAAAUGAGAUCACUGCAGACCAGCAACCCCAGGAGAACAACCCACUAAAGGAGAUCACUGCAGACCACCAACCCCAGGAGAACAACCCACUAAAGGAGAUCACUGCAGACCACCAACCCCAGGAGAACAACCCACUAAAGGAGAUCACUGCAGACCAGCAACCCCAGGAGAACAACCCACUAAAGGAGAUCACUGCAGACCAGCAACCCCAGGAGAACAACCCACUAAAGGAGAUCACUGCAGACCAGCAACCCCAGGAGAACAACCCACUAAAGGAGAUCACUGCAGACCAGCAACCCCAGGAGAACAACCCACUAAAGGAGAUCACUGCAGACCAGCAACCCCAGGAGAACAACCCACUAAAGGAGAUCACUGCAGACCACCAACCCCAGGAGAACAACCCACUAAAGGAGAUCACUGCAGACCAGCAACCCCAGGAGAACAACCCACUAAAGGAGAUCACUGCAGACCAGCAACCCCAGGAGAACAACCCACUAAAGGAGAUCACUGCAGACCAGCAACCCCAGGAGAACAACCCACUAAAGGAGAUCACUGAGAUCACUGCAGACCACCAACCCCAGGAGAACAACCCACUAAAGGAGAUCACUGCAGACCAGCAACCCCAGGAGAACAACCCACUAAAGGAGAUCACUGCAGACCAGCAACCCCAGGAGAACAACCCACUAAAGGAGAUCACUGCAGACCAGCAACCCCAGGAGAACAACCCACUAAAGGAGAUCACUGCAGACCAGCAACCCCAGGAGAACAACCCACUAAAGGAGAUCACUGCAGACCAGCAACCCCAGGAGAACAACCCACUAAAGGAGAUCACUGCAGACCACCAACCCCAGGAGAACAACACCCUAAAUGAGAUCACUGCAGACCACCAACCCCAGGAGAACAACACCCUAAAUGAGAUCACUGCAGACCACCAACCCCAAGAGAACAACACCCUAAAUGAGAUCACUGCAGAAUACACAGGUGUGGGGGAGACCAGGGAGAGUGACCAGAGCAGAUGGGCCCAUGGUGAGGAAGGGAGUCAUGCUGUAUACUCAGAGGGCAGGGUAGCUGGGGGACUGGGGCACAGGGGGAGUCCCUUUAAAGCGCUGUGUGUUGGUAUGGUGGCCGCUGGCAUUCUGAGCCCUGCAGUGGGCCCGUGA